AUGGUAAGCAACGAAUCGUCAGGUGAGAAUUUCUCAUCUGGCGACGCUUUAAGCCACAGCAAUGAAAAAAAUAAAUAUAAAUAUAAAUAUAAAAAUAAAAAAUAUGACAUGUAUCAUAAAUAUGAUCAGCAUAAGAGGGACACGUCCUCUUUUUCUUCUUCACAUUCUUUUAUAUCUAAUACCUCAAGAGUUAGGGAUGAAAGAAGGAAGAAAAAAAAAUACGAAGUAAAGAAAAGAUCAUAUCAUAAAAGAAAUGGAGAUGAUGAUAAUAAUCAUAGUGAUGAUAAUAAUUAUAGUGAUGAUAAUAAUCAUAGUGAUGAUAAUAAUUAUAGUGAUGAUAAUAAUUAUAGUGAUGAUAACAAUCAUAGUGGUGAUUCCAGUGAUAGGAGGAAAAAAAGGAAAGAUAAAAAAGAAAAGAAAAGAAAAGAAAAACAUAAAAGAGAUACUAAUGCUUUAGAUGAUCAUAUUAAGAAUAAAAAAGAAAAUAAUUUGACUGUAAAAGAAUUAAAAAAAGAAAGAGAAAAUUUAAUGAAAAAACAUUUUAAUUAUACAGAUGAAUGUAACCCUUUUGGUGAUAACACGUUAUCAACACCAUUUGUUUGGAAAUUGAAGAAUAAAUAUGAAAAAAUAAAGAACAAUAAAAAAAUAAAAUUAACAACGAACAGCCUUCUUGAAAAUUGUGUUUCUAAAAUUAAUGAGAUUGAACAAGUUAAGAAAAGAAGAGAAGAUAGAGAAAAAGAAAAACAGUUGAUAGAAGAUCAUCGUUUACAAAUUGAAAAACAAAAAAAUCAAAUUAAUAUAAAAGAAUAUAUGGAAAAAGAACAUCUCUUUUUUUUUAAUCAAGAAAUACAUUUUUCAAAUAAGAGGAUAAAACACAAAGAUAUACAACCAAUAGAUAUUUUUAGGACGGCCAUACAAAUAAUGAAAGGAGAAGAGGAUGUACAAAAAAGUGUGGGUAUUAAUAGCUACACCAUGCCCUUUAACAAGAUAUUAGAAGGUCUGAGAGAAAAAGAAUUAGUAAACUGCGAGAGACAAAUAAAAUUAUUUCAGAUCCAUGACAAAAUGUUUUAUGAAGAAAAGUAUGAAAAAUUUUGGAAUGCACUUUUAUUUUUUUGUAAAUAUUAUUUAGAUAAGAUCCAGUUAAAGGAAAAAGAAAACAAUUCUAUAGAUGAUAAUACAGACAUUAAAAUAGAAUCCUUUUUUCUUAAUAAAACAUAUGAUGAAUUAGUAAAAUAUGAAUAUAAAAUAAAAGAAAAGAUACUUAUGGAAGAAUCAACGGAUAAAGAUGUGAAUUAUUGGAAUAUGAUAUUGUGUAAAAUACCAUAUUAUAAAUCUAAAUAUAUAUUGAAAUGUUUUCAAGAAAAAUUACAAAACGUGUUGAACAAAAUUAAUAACACUAUUGAGGACUCUCACAGGGAAGAAGUAAAGAGCUCAAGGAAAGAUAUUAGAUUAACCGAAGAGAAACAAGAAAAGAUAGCUUACCACUGUGACAGUCCCACAUUAUAUGAUCUAAAUAUUCUUGAGAAAAAUGAGAAUGAAAAGGUAUAUAAUUCAGAGAACGAAUUAAAAGAAAGGAAAAAAAUAUAUGAAAAUAUUUUGAUAAAAUUGAAAGACAGAGAAGAAGAUGCUUUAUCUAUCCUUAGUUACGUAAAGGAUGGUUAUAAUAAAGACACGGAAUUAAAAGAUGAAGAUUAUGGUGAAUAUAAAGAUGAUGUUAUGAAUGAUACUGAAAGAUGCUUUCCUUUUGAAUCUCUUACAGAAGAUUUGAAAAAGAAGGACAACUUAAAUAAUUUGUUUAAGGAAGAUAAAAAAAUGUAUGAUAUUUUUGUACAAAAAGAAAAAAAAAAAAAAAUAAAAGAUGAAAUAAUUAUGAAAGAUAUACCACAUAAUAUUCUAAAAACAGCAACAUUAUUAAAAGAUACUUUAUUUGUAGCAAGAAAACCAUUAUAUUUUAAUAGAAUAAAAACAAGUUUCGAUUGGAAUAAAUAUAAUAAAACACAUUAUGAUUAUGAAAAUACACCUCCUAAAUAUAUAUGUGGUUAUAAAUUUAAUAUUUUUUAUACAAAUCUUAUAAAUAAAAAUCAUAAACCUACAUGGAAACUAUACCCUUCAAAAGGUGAUGAUACUAAAGUUAUUAUUAUAUUUCAUGGGGGCAUACCUUAUUUAGAUAUAGCUUUUAAAAUUGUUAAUGCAGAAUGGUCUCUAGAUAAAAAUAAAGGUUUCAGAAAUAUAUUCGAUCGAGGUAUCUUACAAUUAUAUUUUAAUUUUAAGAAAAAAAGAUACAGGAGAUAA
Molecule: messenger RNA, 2292 nt
Organism: Plasmodium reichenowi
Lineage: Eukaryota; Apicomplexa; Aconoidasida; Haemosporida; Plasmodiidae
Product: cactin-like protein
Exons: 3
Coding region: 1-2292 (763 amino acids)
Biological process (GO): mRNA cis splicing, via spliceosome
Cellular component (GO): spliceosomal complex; cytoplasm
Molecular function (GO): protein binding
Source: RefSeq, a predicted model, not a curated record